AUGAUUAAAACCCUUGAAUGCUUUGGCUUCAAUGGAAAAUUUUGCAACUGGAUUUUGGUGAUCUUUAAGUCUGCAUACCUUUACAUAGGGCUUAAUGGCAAACAAGUUGGUUAUUUUAAAUGCUCUAAUGGUGUUAGACAAGGAGAUUCUUUAUCCCCUUUUCUUUUUUGUCUUGCUGAAGAAGUGCUCAGCAUGGGCAUUUCUAACCUGGUUGAUAGCAAUCAAAUCAAUCUCAUAAAAGCUUCUAGAAAUUGCUUUGUACCUUCCCAUAACUUAUACACUGAUGAUAUCAUGUUUUUUCGUCGUGGGGACCCUAACUCUUUGAAUGCUAUUGCCAAUCUUCUGAAGGAUUAUGCUAAUUGCUCUGGUCAAUAUUGUAAUAAUGCUAAGUCUAUUAUUUAUGCAGGUGGAAUGAUUCAAAGUAGGCAUCAAAGGUUGGUCGAUCUGAUUGUAUUCAAAAUUUCCUAUCCUCCUUUCAUCUAUCUUGGUGCUCAUAUUUUCAUUGGGAGACCAAAAUCUGCUCACUUUCAAUUUGUUGCUGACAUGAUUAGAAUUAAGCUGGCUGCUUGGAAGGCUAGCCUUCUCUUCAUGGCAGGAAGAACUCAGCUUGUGAAAUCGGUUAUUCUAAGCAUGACUGUCCACUACAUCACUGUUUAUAACUGGCCUGCUAGCACUAUAAAAAAUAUUGAGACUUGGAUGCGGAAUUUUAUUUGGAGUGGCAAUGUGGAUAAACGGAAGUUAGUUACUGUGAAAUGGAAGAUUUGUUGCAAAAAUUUGAAAGAAGGGGGUUUAGGAAUCAAAUCUGUAAAGACUUUUAAUGAUGCUGCAAAUUUACAUUUGUGUUGGCGUUUUUUAAAGGACUCUAAAGGUAGGUCUAAGGUGUUGGCUGCUAGAGUGAGAAGGAAUAAUCACAACAUAAAAUAUUCUAUUAAGUCUUCAAUUUAG
Messenger RNA from Vicia faba (fava bean), 945 nucleotides. NCBI's taxonomy places the organism in Eukaryota, Viridiplantae, Streptophyta, Magnoliopsida, Fabales, Fabaceae. The record is from the annotation of a GenBank genome assembly.